Messenger RNA from Mercenaria mercenaria, 3213 nucleotides. Its product is annotated as glucose dehydrogenase [FAD, quinone]-like. The transcript is spliced from 2 exons. Gene Ontology annotation, molecular function: oxidoreductase activity, acting on CH-OH group of donors; flavin adenine dinucleotide binding. Lineage: Eukaryota; Metazoa; Mollusca; Bivalvia; Venerida; Veneridae. The record is from RefSeq and is a predicted model, not a curated record. Bases 136 to 1950 code for a protein of 604 amino acids.
CUCCGAUGUUCGAGUAUAUUGUGCGAUGCUCCAUUGCACUUGAUAUCUUGACAUUGGAUUAUAUAAUUACGUUUAUGUAUCAUAAUAUAUAUGAUAAUAAAUAUCUAGGAUAUUUACUUAUUUGCAGAUAGGAACAUGGCUCUCCUGAAAACCGCAGUCUUUAUCCUGGUAGCAGCACUUGCGUACAAAUAUUACCGAGUCCAGAACAUUGAUAAAGUUGCUGUAUUAGAGGGUGUUCCCGAUGAAGUGUAUGAUUAUGUCAUUAUCGGCGGCGGUUCGGCAGGUUCCGUGGUCGCAGCAAGACUUUCUGAGGAUACAGAGUCUAAAGUGCUUCUUCUUGAAGCCGGUGGGCAUUAUGCCGAAAGUGAAAAUUUUCAUAUUCCUUUGUUUUGGACAGUUUCUCAACAGACUGAGUACGAUUGGCAAUUUUACACGGAGACACAAACUAAGUCACUUCUGGGCUUGAAGGACAAGCGGGGGAUAUGGCCUAGGGGCAAAGUUCUUGGAGGAACAAGCAUUCUAAAUGCGAUGCAAUAUACACGCGGGAGUCCUUUUGACUACAAUGAAUGGGCAGCUGCUGGGAAUGAGGGAUGGAGUUAUAAAGAUGUUCUACCAUACUUCCUAAAGGCAGAAGAUAUACAAAUACCCGAGUUGGAGACGUCUAAUUACCAUAGCAAAGGUGGUCCUCUAGCUGUCUCGCAUGGAUAUUUGACACAAUUAACAGACGUGUUUCUGAGAGCUGGACUAGAGUUGGGAUACAACGUAACAGAUUAUAACGGAGAAGACCAAGAAGGUUUCAGCAUUGUGCAGAAGAUGACAAGAAACGGAGUUCGAAGUAGUACUAGCCUAGAAUAUUUAGGAAGGGCAAACGGACGCGAUAAUUUACACAUUUCUCUGAAAAGCUUUGCUACUAAAAUUCAGAUCACAAAUAAGUGUGCUGAAGGCGUUUUCUAUAUAAAAGACGGUAUAAAAAGAUACGUGAAAGCAGGAAAAGAAAUAAUUCUUUCAGCAGGAACCAUUAACUCUCCUCAACUGCUUAUGUUGUCUGGAGUCGGACCUAAGAAACAUCUAGAUCAGAUGAAUAUUCCAUUGGCAGUUAACCUACCAGUCGGCGAGAAUCUGCAAGAUCACCAGAUGUUGCUGAUGUCCAGUGAUAUAAACAAACCUUUUAGUGUGACAAUUGAUGUAGUAACAAGUUGGUGGACAAGACUCAAAUACUAUAUGUUCGGCGAUGGUCCAUUGUCAAUAUCCGGUUUAGACGGAUCGGCCUUUUUACAUUUGGACAAGACAAAACGAGGAAAGACUUUCCCCGAUAUUCAAAUGGUUUUCUUUAAUCAAUUACCACGGGAUAAUAUUGUUAACUUUAACGACGACCUGGAAGAGCAGUUGUUAGAAAAGGAUGGGAAUAAACACGGUUUUACAACUGUCAUUUGUUCGACUCGUCCAAAGAGUAAAGGACGUAUAACGCUUAGAAGUAAAGACCCUUUUGAUUAUCCUAAAAUAGAUGCGGGUUAUCUGACAGACAAAGCUGAUGUUGAGACAUUUUUAGGUGGCAUACGAAUUUGGGAAAAACUAACAGAAACAAAAGCUUUUCAGGAACUAGGUGUCAGUAUAAACAAGAUGGAAAAAAAAGUUUGUUCUGCUUAUGAAUUCCGCUCCGACGAGUAUUGGGAAUGCAUGGUUCGCCAUGUUGCUGUGACACAGUAUCACCCAUCGGGAACAUGUAAAAUGGGGACGGUGAAUAAUCCAACAGCGGUUGUCGAUCCUGAACUUAGAGUCAAAGGUAUCAAAGGUUUGAGAGUAGUUGAUGCUUCUGUAUUCCCAAACGUUACGUCAGGAAAUCUAAAUGCACCUGUCAUAAUGGUAGCAGAAAAGGCAGCAGAUUUGAUUCGAGGAAAAGACACUGUAAAGAAAUUUAGACAAAAUCUACCAAAUCUGCGAAAACUAUGACACUAAUAUAUAUUCAUCUAAUGUGUGUAUAACAGAUUUAUAAAAGUGUAUGAACAAUAUAUAUAUAUAUAUAUAUAUAUAUAUAUGAAAGCGUGUGUAUGCGAGAGUUUGCGCGAACCGGCGUGGAAAUGAUUCAGCAAAAGCGGAUGUAAACGAGUUGAUUAGUUUUCACAUUGGCGUUGGCACCUUGGUACAAUAGUCGUUUUGGUUCUUAUUUUCGUUUGAAGAAAAGUGAACAAGGCUUCAUCUAAAGAGCGGAAACAGUUAUACAUCAACGUUCAUAUGCCGCUGGCGUAUAUUCAGUCCUACGGGAAGUGUAUCCCUCCGAAAUGUAAUCAUAAUCAGUAUUUCCUGUUUACAGCAAUUCGUUUUCCACAAAAAAUAAAGACACAUAUCAAACAGGAAAUGCCACGUGCCAAAAACGCAGCCUCCACAAAACGAAACCCCCACACGCAUACGCACACGCACACUGAAAAACAGACAUACACGCACGCACGAACGCACGCACACACAUACACAGAGGACAAAACGAACAAACAAAGGAGCUAAGUGGGGCACCGCCUUGGAACGGUCAGUGGCAAAAACACCACUGGGGGGCUUAAACCGGUUUAUGGUGCGCACCUAACCACACUCCAACCCACCAUGUACCAAAGAUUCGGGACAGUGUAAAUAAAAGUAAUCCGCGCCAGGGGAUUCUCUAACACACGUAAUGGAAACAAAAAGGCAUGGCAUGUAAAACACAAAAGUCCAGGGCGUAAAUGCUCUGUGAAAUAUAAAUUAUACACAAGUUGACUGGAAAAUUAAAAUAUACUGACCGCACUCCGGCCUAAUAACUAGAAUGACUUAAGACAUUACGUCUGGGAGAGAGAGAUAUUAUAAACAAUUCUACUGGAAAAUUAGAACAUACUGACCGAACUCCGGUCUAAUAACUAGAAGAUGACUUAAGACAUUACGACUGGGAGAGGGAACGGUAAAAAGUUAUUCUCAGUAGUCAUAAGUUUCGGACUACAAACUACAAAAAUGGUGUAAAGAACUGAUAAGGAUUCCAUAUUAAUAUGCAGAUUAAGUCCACAAUUUACUCUUAACAAUGUGUAUUUGCUUUUUUGCGAUUUAAAAUGAUUUUUAUGCCUGUCUUCUAUAUUUUUAAUAUUACUUUUAUGCCUGCCUUUUAUAUACUGUUGCAACUAAUAUAACUCUUAUGUCUGUCUUCAUUUACUGUUGAAAUUUUAUAUCACUGUUAUGUCUGUCUUUUCAAAAUUUUUG